AUGUCAUCAAAGAAGGUCUUCAUCAUCGGCCCCGGCUUCAUCGGCUGGAACGUGCUCGAGCUCCUCGCCAAGGAGGGCUACGCCGUGACCGGAUACGUGCGGAGAAAGGAGCACGCGGAGCAGAUCAAGGCCUCGGGAGCCUCCAACGUCGUGCUCGGGGACCUGAACGACAAGACGUUGAUCACGCACCACGCCGCAGCACACGACAUCGUGAUCCACACCGCUACCGCCGACCACCUCCCCAGCGCCGAGGCCGUCCUGGACGCCAUCCAGCAGCGCGCGGAGCGGGGUCUCAGCACCAUCUACAUCCACACCUCGGGCACAUCCGUGCUCGACGACGGCAGCAAGGGCAGCACCAAGUCGUCCAGGGUAUACCACGACAACGUCAAGUCCGAGAUCGACUCGGUAGCGGACUCCGCCCCGCACCGCGAGAUCGACCUCGCGAUCCUCAAGGCGCAGAAGGCGCUGGGCGCCAGAGCCAAGAUCGCCAUCAUGAUCCCGCCGCUGAUCUACGGGUUCAACCCGGACCACGGCCGCCUGACGAUCCAGAUCCCGACGCUGACGCGCUGGGCGUUGAAGCACGGCUUCGCGGGCCACGUGGGUCAAGGGCUGGCGGUCGAGAGCAACAUCCACGUGCUCGACCUGGCGCGCGCGUACGUCGUGCUCCUGCACCACUUGGAAUCCGUCCCGGCCGACGACCCGCAGGUCCGGGACAACCCUUACUACUUCUGCGAGACCACGGGCGACGCGGAGCCGAGCUGGAAAGACGUCGCUUCCGUCAUCGGCGAGAGCCUCCACAAAGCCGGACUGAUCUCCGACGCGGCGCCGCGGACCAUUCCCCCAGAGACGUACGGCGAUCUUUUUGGAGCAGACUUCACGGCCGCCGUUAUCGGCCUCAAUAGCCGGAGUCGGGCGGUGCGGCUGCGGGAGCUGGGCUGGAGGCCGGUGGAGAAGAGCUGGAGGGACAGCUAUGUUGGGGAUGAGCUUCCGGUUAUCUUGAAGGAGGAGGGAGACCUUGAGGCGUUCAGCGGGUAUCAGGGCACGGUCGCGAGCUAG
Molecule: messenger RNA, 1056 nt
Organism: Anthostomella pinea
Lineage: Eukaryota; Fungi; Ascomycota; Sordariomycetes; Xylariales; Xylariaceae
Source: the annotation of a GenBank genome assembly